CCUCGCAGAGGCGGCGAGUAGCUCUAUCCGGGGCCUUGGCGCUUCUAUCGUCCUUUCGCGCCGCCGGCUGCCGCUGUAGAGCGGCGGGUCCAUGUGCGCAUCGAACGGCGCUGCCUCCCCAGAUCUCGUCCGCGUUGCCCGUCUCGGCCUCGACCGCCCGGCCAUGGACCCCAACACCAUUAUCGAGGCCCUGCGGGGCACCAUGGACUCCACGCUGCGGGAGGCAGCCGAGAGGCAGCUGAACGAGGCUCAUAAAUCAGUGAACUUCGUUUCAACUCUCCUUCAAAUCACUAUGUCAGAACAACUGGAUUUACCAGUGAGACAGGCAGGUGUUAUAUACUUGAAGAAUAUGAUAACCCAGUAUUGGCCUGACCGGGGAAUUACUCCAGGGGAUAACCCGCCUUACUCAAUACCAGAAGAAGAUAGACAUUGUAUUCGAGAGAAUAUUGUAGAAGCUAUUAUUCAUUCUCCUGAACUGAUCAGAGUACAGCUUACUACUUGCAUUCAUCAUAUUAUCAAGCAUGAUUAUCCCACUCGUUGGACUGCUGUUGUUGAGAAAAUUGGAUUUUAUCUCCAGUCUGAUAAUAGUGCCUGUUGGCUUGGAAUACUCCUUUGUCUUUAUCAACUUGUGAAGAACUAUGAAUACAAAAAACCAGAAGAGAGGACUCCAUUGAUAGCAGCAAUGCAACAUUUCUUGCCUGUUCUGAAAGAUCGUUUCAUCCAGCUCCUUUCUGAUCCGUCUGAUCAGUCUGUCCUUAUCCAAAAACAGAUCUUCAAAAUAUUUUAUGCCCUUGUUCAGUAUACAUUACCCCUGGAGUUGAUCAAUCAGCAAAACCUAGCAGAAUGGAUAGAAAUUUUGAAAACAGUUGUCGACCGAGAUGUACCAGCUGAAACUCUCCAGGUGGAUGAAGAUGAUAGGCCUGAAUUGCCAUGGUGGAAAUGUAAGAAGUGGGCACUCCACAUCUUAGCCAGACUUUUUGAAAGGUAUGGAAGCCCUGGUAAUGUUUCCAAAGAAUACAAUGAAUUUGCUGAAGUUUUUUUAAAGGCAUUCGCUGUUGGUAUACAACAGGUUUUGCUGAAAGUGUUAUAUCAAUAUAAAGAAAAGCAGUAUAUGGCUCCGAGAGUUCUACAGCAGACUUUGAACUAUAUCAAUCAAGGGGUAUCACAUGCAGUUACUUGGAAAAAUCUGAAACCUCAUAUUCAAGGAAUUAUCCAAGAUGUUAUCUUCCCAUUGAUGUGCUAUACAGAUGCGGAUGAAGAGCUGUGGCAGGAAGACCCUUACGAAUAUAUACGUAUGAAAUUUGAUGUGUUUGAAGACUUCAUUUCCCCCACAACUGCUGCACAAACGUUGUUGUUUACGGCAUGUGGUAAAAGGAAAGAGGUCCUGCAAAAAACAAUGGGCUUUUGUUACCAAAUCCUCACAGAGCCAAAUGCAGAUCCUCGUAAAAAAGAUGGAGCAUUGCAUAUGAUUGGUUCUUUGGCUGAAAUUCUUCUGAAAAAGAAGAUAUACAAAGAUCAGAUGGAGUACAUGUUGCAGAAUCAUGUGUUUCCUCUCUUCAGUAGUGAGCUGGGCUACAUGAGAGCAAGGGCUUGCUGGGUUCUCCAUUAUUUUUGUGAAGUUAAAUUUAAGAGUGACCAGAACCUUCAGACAGCACUGGAGUUAACAAGAAGAUGCCUGAUUGAUGAUAGAGAAAUGCCUGUUAAAGUGGAAGCUGCCAUUGCAUUGCAAGUUUUGAUUAGUAAUCAAGAGAGAGCUAAAGAAUAUAUAACACCAUUCAUUAGACCUGUAAUGCAGGCCCUUCUUCACAUAAUUAGAGAAACUGAGAAUGAUGAUCUUACCAAUGUAAUUCAAAAGAUGAUCUGUGAAUAUAGCGAAGAAGUUACUCCUAUAGCAGUUGAGAUGACGCAGCACUUGGCAAUGACUUUUAACCAGGUGAUUCAGACAGGACCAGAUGAAGAAGGCAGUGAUGAUAAAGCAGUAACAGCUAUGGGUAUCUUGAAUACUAUUGAUACACUUCUUAGUGUAGUUGAAGAUCACAAAGAGAUUACUCAGCAGUUAGAAGGUAUCUGUUUACAAGUAAUUGGAACAGUUCUACAACAGCAUGUUUUAGAAUUCUAUGAGGAAAUCUUCUCCUUGGCUCACAGUCUGACCUGUCAGCAGGUCUCUGCACAGAUGUGGCAGCUUCUGCCUCUGGUCUUUGAGGUAUUUCAGCAGGAUGGUUUUGAUUACUUUACAGAUAUGAUGCCACUGUUGCAUAAUUAUGUGACUGUUGAUACAGACACACUUCUGUCUGAUACAAAAUACCUAGAAAUGAUCUACAGUAUGUGUAAAAAGGUCCUUACAGGUGUAGCAGGAGAAGAUGCGGAAUGUCAUGCAGCAAAACUAUUAGAAGUUAUCAUUUUGCAAUGUAAAGGCCGUGGAAUUGAUCAGUGUAUACCCUUGUUUGUGGAAGCUGCUUUAGAACGAUUAACUAGAGAAGUUAAAACAAGUGAAUUACGGACAAUGUGCCUCCAGGUUGCCAUAGCUGCUCUCUAUUACAAUCCUCAUCUACUUCUGAAUACCUUGGAAAAUCUUCGCUUCCCCAAUAACGUGGAGCCUGUUACAAAUCACUUCAUUACACAGUGGCUUAAUGAUGUAGACUGUUUCUUGGGACUUCAUGACAGAAAAAUGUGUGUGCUAGGCCUGUGUGCAUUGAUUGAUUUGGAGCAUGUACCACAGGUUUUAAAUCAGGUUUCGGGUCAGAUCCUGCCAGCUUUCAUACUUUUAUUUAAUGGGUUAAAAAGAGCAUAUGCUUGCCAUGCUGAGCAUGAAAAUGACAGUGAUGAUGACGACGAUGAAGCGGAGGAAGAUGAAGAAGCAGAAGAACUUGGAAGUGAUGAAGAUGAUAUCGAUGAAGAUGGUCAAGAGUAUUUAGAGAUUUUGGCAAAACAGGUUGGAGAAGAUGGAGAUGAUGAGGAUUGGGAAGAUGAUGAUGCUGAAGAGACAGCACUGGAGGGAUAUUCAACUAUUAUUGAUGAUGAAGAUAACCCUGUUGAUGAAUAUCAAAUAUUUAAAGCAAUUUUUCAGACACUUCAGAAUCGUAACCCAGUAUGGUAUCAAGCAUUGACACGUGGUCUUAAUGAAGAUCAAAGAAAACAAUUACAGGACAUAGCAACUUUAGCCGAUCAGCGAAGAGCUGCUCAUGGGCACUUUUUUGAACCAGCCAGAUUCAAUACGAUGAAACACUUCUCUUUUUAAUAUGCAGUUAUAAAGAACUGAUUUUUGAGGAUCUCUUGAGAAUCCAAAAUGAUUGAAAAACAUGGUGGAUAUAAAUUCAGUGCUCCAGUUGUGCCAAGUUCAUUUAAUUUUGGUGGUCCAGCCCCAGGAAUGAAUUGAAUUAUCACUACUUUUCCUCCUACUGUGUGAUUGUAGUGAAGAGCUUGUGUUCCUCCCAAUAUAGUGGUUCCAGAACUGGUUCAUGUUAUCUACAGCUCACGCUAAAUGAAUUGGUAGAUUGAAUAUUUUAAAAAGAAAAAACAACCCAGAAGUGGGACUUGAUCAUGCAACCUAAUACUGGAAAGAAGGUUUUAUGAAGAUAGGAAGAACCUGAAACUUGAGCUUCAAAUGACACACUGUGGAUAUUGGAAAUCAAGAGGAGAUGUCUUGAAGGCAGCUUCCUUUCUAUGAAGAAAAUAGGCAUUGGCUGCAGGACUGUUGGAAAGGUCUCAUUUACAGUACACAAGCUUGAAGGCCAAUUUAAUUUUUACAACUGUGGGACUGAGUAUUUGCCCAAUUUUCUUUUUCCUCCCCCAAUGGGUAUCUAUUCUUUUAAUGUACAUAAAGGCAAUUGGAUGGCCUUACUUAACAUUUCAUUAUUUCCAUUUAUCAAGAUUGUUCAUAUGUAGAAUAUCGGACACUUAUUGUAGCACUACAUAACUGAUAAAAUCUGUAAAUGAUUUAGCACUUUCAUAUUGAAACAAGCCUGCUAGCCUAUGUACAAAAUUAGCAAAAUGUUUGUUUAUAAAAAAAAGGGAUGUUCUGGGGAAAAUUUCAGGUUAUUAAUUUAAAACUAGCAGUUUUGUACCUGGUGAACUGUGGUGCAGCUACCACUGGUUGUGACUUGAAUUUGAUAUGUAAAGAAGGGGCUAGUGGUAUUUCAUUGCUGCUAAAAAAGAAAAAAAUGGCAACACUCUGUGUCCUUUGUUUUUUUUCUUAAAGCUGUCAUUGUACAAAUGGAAAAUUGAAAAUAGAAAUCUUCAUGUUUAAAUGCUGAGUGGAAAUUCAUUUUCUCAGCAACGUGAAAACUGACAUGAAGUUCUGCUUUUCCAGGAGUGUAUUUUGAUGGGUGGUGAAACAUCUACAUAGGCAAUCUAUUAAAAUAUAAUUUGGCUAACUUGGGCUGGAGUUGAUUAAAAUUCUAUUCCCAUAUAUGGGAAUAUGAUCAGAAUUUAUUACAUUUCAAGAAUCUCCUCUCUUAUCUAUGUCCCUUACCACUUUAGGAUGCCUAAAAUCCAGGAUUUUUUAUCUGAUCCAUUUAGAACAGUGGUCCAGUUUAUGCAGCUGUCUAAUUAAGAAUUAAAUAAAUCUUGUCAAUAAUGCAGCCUCUUCAUGCAGCAUUUGAACUGUUUUUAACCAUAGAUUCCUAUUUGAAGAUAAGAUCCUUUGAUUAUCAGUUUGGGAAAAGUUAGAAUCCUAACUUAAUUUGAAAUUUAAGGUGUUGUCAUAAUACAACCCCUUGAUCUGAAAUAGGGAUUUGUGGUCAGAGACUUCUAGCCAUGAAAGGGCUGCACCUCAGAAAAAGUCUCGUUAAUAUUUGAGUUAAACUUAGAUAUAUGGUCAUCUAGACAUGGUCUCAGGGUUACCAAGUCCCAUCUUUGAAGCAACAGUUUUAUCAAUGUCAGGUGAUAUAAUAGCAUUUUAGCUAUACUCUAGAAGACUUCUUCCUGCUGGGACCACUAUUGAAGAGUUACUUGGUGAAGAAGGGAACAUCAAAUAAUGUGACUGGGCUGGCUUAAUGCCCCAUCUACAAAAUAAAUACAUAAGAUAAAAUCAUAGAUGCUGAGUUUCUGAUCUUGCAAUAAGAUCAUUGGUGUCAAAUCUUUUAAGCAAAAUGUUUUAUUUCUCCUGGCUGUUUUUAUAUUAAUGGUCAUCUGCUGUUAUAACUGGUAUUGAACAAGCUACCUUAAUUUAAAUGUAAGCCUCCAAAACUUUAAAGACAGGUUAAAUGAACUGAAUUUAUAUAUAUAAAAAUAAAACUGAAAUGAAACUUAUAUAUUAUGAUAUUCAAAAAUGCAAUCUUCAGAAAACCAAUUUGUGUGAUGAGUAUUUGUUUUCUAUGUAUUAGUGGGGGCAGACUGCUUGGAGUAUUGACUUCCUAGUGGACUAUCUACCUCUCAAUUGUCUCAAACUUGAUACAAGAGCCCUUGAACUGUUUUUGAUUGAAUACAGAUUCAAUUAAAGACUUCUCUAAUUCUAUAGCUAGUGGCUAGAGAAGCGUUUCCCAUUCAGUUUUGUGUAGAUUUAAAUUAAGUUCUUGUAUCUGUGUGUAAAUACUUUUAUGCUGUUCUGUUUUCUGAGUUUAUGUCAUUGGACAUUUCCUUCUUUUUUCCCCAGGUAUUAAACAUGUCUUACUACAGUUGUAGAUUUUUCUUAGUUCAGGCAAGAUUAAAAUACACAUCUCAGAAUAGGACAACGUGGGUUUCCAGAAAAAAGAUUGAGCCUAAUCUUAAGAAUGAACACUAGAAACAUUAAUUUAUGAAUAAUUUAAAUAAUAGAUUGAAUUUUUAGUAUAAAUUUUAUAUUAAAAGUGAACAUUUGUUCAAUACUAGUUGCACCAGAACUCUUUUAAGUAAAACUUAUAAAUCACCAUGUCUAAAUCAUUGUAAUGGGGACACAGUGGCUCAGGGGCUAGGACAUUGAGAUUGUUGAUCGAAAGGUUGGCAGCUCAGCGGUUCGAAUCCCUAGUGCUGCUGUGUAAUGGGGUGAGCUCCUGUUACUUGUCCCAGCUUCUGCCAACCUAGCACUUUCGAAAGCACGUAAAAAUGCAAGUAGAAAAAAUAGGGACCACCUUUGGUGGGAAGGUAACAGUAUUCCGUGCGCCUUUGGCGUUGAGUCAUGCUGGCCGCAUGACCACGGAGACAUCUUCGGACAGCGCUGGUUCUUCGGCUUUGAAACGGAGAUGACCACCACCCCCUAGAGUCGGGAACGACUAGCACGUAUGUGCGAGGGGAACCUUUACCUUUAAAUCAUUGUAAAUCAGGAAGUUUUACUUCAAGAAAAGUAAAUCCCUAUUUUUUGCUGGCCUAUCUGUAUGAUUAUCACAUUAGCAUUACAUUACAUACCUAAUGAUUUUGCAAUGGUUAAACCCCUUUGAAGCACUCAUUGGGUAAGCAGUAAACUUUCUGAUCUCUCCUAAAAUGCUGUGCCAUUUCAGUAACUAUUAUAUAAACUGAAUUUUACAAAUGGUUAUAUACUCUGAUAAAUCAUAAUUGAAUUUCCUUUCUAGAUGUUCUUUAAUAAAGGUUAAAAUGAAUGAAGUUUAUUCCUCACAGACAACAUGUACUUAUGUUAGGGUACAUAAAUGCUAUCUGAAAGGAUACAAUCCAGAAAGAAGCUUCCAGGUUUUAUUCUGAUACUUAAACUUGGAUAGUCUAAAAGUGCUACAUGCAGAUUUUACAAAACUUGGCAAUUCAUAUAACUAAUUUAGAAUGUCAUAAUUUAUGAACACUUUCCCCAAGUGAUAUUUUUACUAUACCUACAUUAAAAAAUACUCUAUACUAAGUAGUACAAUGAGGACUAUACUAAUUUGACCAUAUUACGCUUAUAAAAAUUGCAUGAAAUGCAGUGGUAGUAUUGUUACUGUACUGCUUUCCUUGCAGGAAUUUGCAUAGAAAAAAUUUCCAGUACAGGAAAAUUUUGGUUUAAUAUUCCUACCAUGUGGAGAAGAUGGCCUGAGCAGAAAAUAAGUGAUAUUGGUCAUUAAAAACCUGUAUUCUUGUAGAUUUGGAAGUAAAAUCUUGUGUGUGGUAAAAUAACAACUGAGUCAUUACUGAUAAUUCGUUAAAUAUGCAGAAGGUGCAAAUGACUGCAGAUAGAAAAGGAGGAUUUCUGAAAGUCAGCCUUUGUAUGAGAUUAGCUAUAUGCUAAUAAAUAUUUUUGUUAUACCUUU
This is a messenger RNA of Ahaetulla prasina, 7148 nucleotides long. RefSeq names its product importin 7 (gene IPO7). NCBI's taxonomy places the organism in Eukaryota, Metazoa, Chordata, Lepidosauria, Squamata, Colubridae. Gene Ontology annotation, cellular component: nuclear envelope; cytosol. Bases 92 to 3238 code for a protein of 1048 amino acids. Gene Ontology annotation, molecular function: small GTPase binding. The transcript has 27 exons. Gene Ontology annotation, biological process: protein import into nucleus. The record is from RefSeq and is a predicted model, not a curated record.